AUGAAACCCUUCAGAAGAAGAUCCCUCCUCUCGAUAUGCUUAUCAACCCUCUUCUGCUCUCAACAUGUCCAAGCAAUCACUCUCGACUUACAAAGCCCAGAUUCCGUAAAGGCCGCCGCAAAGCAGGUCGCGGAUAAUAUGGUGUCGUAUUAUACUGGUUACCGGCCAGGGGAUGUUCCUGGAAAUCUUCCAGCACCAUAUUACUGGUGGGAAGCAGGUGCCAUGUUUGGAGCCCUGAUCGACUAUUGGUACUUCACCGGAGACGAUACUUACAAUGAAAUUACCACCCAGGCUCUGCUUCAUCAAGCUGGUCCCGACAGCGAUUUCAUGCCUCCCAAUCAAACCAAAACCGAAGGGAACGAUGAUCAAGCCUUCUGGGGAAUGGCCGCUCUCUCGGCAGCAGAGAAUAAAUAUCCAAAUCCUCCAGCAGACCAGCCCCAGUGGCUCGCCCUAGCCCAGGCCGUCUUUAAUACUCAAGCAGCUCGUUGGGAUACCACCAGCUGUGGAGGCGGCUUGAAAUGGCAAAUCUUCUCCUUCAACAACGGCUACAAUUACAAGAACACCAUUUCCAAUGGAUGCUUCUUCAACAUGGGUGCUCGAUUAGCCGUCUAUACUGGGAAUCAAACCUAUGCCGAUUGGGCUGACCGAAUGUGGGAUUGGUGCUCCGCCAUUGGUCUGCGAGAUGCUCAGUAUAACUUUUAUGAUGGCAGCGAUGACACUCUUAACUGUACUGAGCUCGACCACAUCCAAUGGACCUAUAAUGCUGGCACAUUCCUGGUUGGAGCCGCCAACAUGUACAACUUCACUGGCGGCAGUCAGGUUUGGGCCGACCGAAUCAACGGUAUCAUUGGGAAUCUGGACGUCUUCCUCAAGAACAAUGUGAUAUAUGAGGUUGCUUGUGAAGACACGGGGACGUGUAACAUCGACCAACGAUCCUUCAAGGCAUAUCUCGCCAGGUGGAUGGCGGCGGCAGCUGUCAGGGCACCCUUUGCUUACCCUCUCCUCAAGCCGAUCUUGGAAACGUCCGCGAUGGCGGCUGCUGCCACUUGCACGGGGGGGGACCAGGGCACAUCUUGCGGAUUGAAGUGGACCACAGGAGCCUUCGACGGCAGCACUGGAGUUGGUGAACAAAUGUCGGCUCUCGAAGUCAUUCAAUCCAAUUUGAUCGAUGUAUCGGCCGGGCCCGUCACUGAAACCUCAGGAGGGAACAGUCAGGGCGAUCCCAACGCGGGAACUUCAAGUGAUAUCGGGCCAGAUGAUCUGCAUGAAGAAGAAGUCACCACUGCUGACAAAGCUGGUGCCGCGAUUUUGACUGUAUUGAUUAUUUUCUUCGUUGUGGGAGGUGCAUGGUGGAUGGUGAAGUAG
Messenger RNA from Rhinocladiella mackenziei CBS 650.93, 1365 nucleotides. RefSeq lists its product as uncharacterized. Gene Ontology annotation, molecular function: mannan endo-1,6-alpha-mannosidase activity. Lineage: Eukaryota; Fungi; Ascomycota; Eurotiomycetes; Chaetothyriales; Herpotrichiellaceae. The record is from RefSeq and is a predicted model, not a curated record. Gene Ontology annotation, biological process: carbohydrate catabolic process; fungal-type cell wall biogenesis. The transcript has 2 exons. Bases 1 to 1365 code for a protein of 454 amino acids.